ACUGACAUCUGACGUUUUCAGCGAUACAGCGUAGAAAGAAUGUUGACUCGAAAAAUAGUGAAUCAUAACAAAUCUUACAAGAUGAUUUUUAAAUAUUAAGCUAUUUGUAUAACUGCAGAGUUUAAAAUGUUUGUAUAAUCGAAGCACGUGAAACUGAAAAUAGUACACUGUGUAGAGAUGAAGUUCCAGUUCCUACGAAGGAGCCGUUUUCCACUGUUCGCGUUGCUGCUGCUCGCCUUCAUCAGUGUACCUGCGAACGGGGGCGACAUAAUCGAUAUUACGGAUCUGGUGUUCGGUUCGAUGACCGACACAAUCCCAGCCGCGUACGGCGAUUUCAAUUCCGAUGAACUGUUCGAUGUGUUCGUUCUGCGGAACAACUUCCGAACGGUGCAGAUCCUGUUCGGAAGUGAUGAUAAACCGUUGCUGCAGGAAGGGCCCAAGUGUGAAUACAAACGGUUCCAGAUAACCAGUGUGAUUCCGGGCGAUUUUGACGGUGAUGCCUACAUGGACGUAAUGUUUACGGUUAAACAUGAUGAAGAACAUCAGGCUGUUUACAUCAACUGGGGUGGCUCGGAAUACAUGAAUUGCACCCAGGAAGACGAAGAACCGUUGAUUGUGAUGCGUGGGCAGCCUCUUGCUCUUGACUACGACAGGGAUUUUAUCAUUGAUCUAUUUGGCGUUGAUAAGGAGGGUAGAAGGAUGUUUUGGAUCUUCAAGCAACCAAAAGAUGGCCAACGAAAACCUCCAGAUGUAAUCCAAAUGGAACCGCGCAUUCAUGAGGAGCUGAAAAUUCCCCACUCGCACGCGAUUAUUGAUCUGAAUAAAGACUUCACAGCAGAUCUGUUUCUUACGACCAACGGCGAUUACGAGGUGUGGAAUGGCACAACACCAAACGGUGGAUUUGUGUUUAGUCACAGAAUCAAAGCACCUGAAGGAAACCUAGGCGCACAUAUUGGCCAAUCAAUUUUUCUGGAUGUGGAAUUGGACGGAAAUUUGCUGCAGAUAGUUCCAGUAUGCUUCGACGCACAUUGUCACAAUUCUAGUAUACUGGUUUUUCAUGGAAAUCACUUCCAUGAUUUACACAUUGAUUUCAAAGAUGAUCACAACGAUUUGUGGGGCUUUGUGGUCCCAGAUCAGUCCAAUUGGACUACCCAAGCCAUAACACUUCGAGGAGGAGACUUCAAUCUGGACGGUUAUCCGGAUCUUUUGGCUACACUUGCGAAAUCGAAUCAGAUGCAAACGUUUUUGCUGGAGAAUGUUCUUUGCGAGAAAGUGGCCUGUGGUCACAUGAAGCGAACCUUUGUGGUGCGCUGGAAAGCUUUGGCACCGUUUGCCAACGGCACGAUAAUGGGUUCUUUCUACGAUUUCUACAACGAUGGCAUUCUGGAUGUGAUUCUUGUGGAGAAAACCUCAAAUUCAACUCGGUUGGUAGCGUUCCGAAACUCACUGGACUACGAUGCUAAUUUUGUUAAGGUAAUAGUACUAACCGGUCUGUCCAAUCGUACCGGACCAAAGAAACUGACACCGCUUGGCAGGAAGAAAAGAACUUACGGAACAAAUCUUCCCGGCCCUCGCAUUGAAUACAACACAACGACGCAGGACGGAGACCCACAGCACGGAGCUUCGGCCCAGCUGCCACAGUCGGCGUACUUUUCCUUACACCUUCCCUACACCACGUUCGGCCUCGGACGCACUCCGAACUUUGUGGACUCGCUGACAGUGGGCCUGUUUAAUAAUUCGCGCACCUGGACUCAGCUGAUUCCCAACUCACAGAUGAUUGUCGUACCUAAACCGAUCUUCGAGCCGGACAAGUGGAAGGCCCAGCUCUUCGUCACCCCCAGCAAGCUUAUUCUGAUGAGUGUUGUAGCCCUCGGUGGCAUCUGUCUGGUGAUAUUGCUUCUAAUACUGAUACUGUACGCUAAGGAAAAACGAGAGGACAGAAUACAGCGAUCGCUAGAGGCGCAUCGAUUCCAUUUUGAUGCUAUGUGAGACCGACCACGGUAGAAGGUCCUUCCGCAAAGGGGUACAUUUUGAGCAGUCGUUUGAUAUACCUUUUUUCUAUUAUAAACGGUAUUAUUUAUGCGUGUGGUUUAGCUCCUUUUUGAAUAAUUUAUUUUUACCGGAUGAAUGAAAUCGAAUAGUGAGAAAUGUUUAAACGAAGUUACUCUUCUUCGCACUAUUGAUAACCGAAUAAAAUAAAAAUCAGUUCCAAAUUAUGGUUAAUACAAGGAAA
This is a messenger RNA of Wyeomyia smithii (pitcher-plant mosquito), 2233 nucleotides long. RefSeq names its product T-cell immunomodulatory protein. Gene Ontology annotation, cellular component: plasma membrane. The coding region runs from base 178 to 1989 and encodes 603 amino acids. The transcript is spliced from 2 exons. NCBI's taxonomy places the organism in Eukaryota, Metazoa, Arthropoda, Insecta, Diptera, Culicidae. The record is from RefSeq and is a predicted model, not a curated record.